UUUAAUCCAAGACAAACCGCUGCUAAUUUCUGUUGUUAGUUUGAGAAUUUAUUUCAUUGCUUCACAGUGUUUAUCAAUUAGGAGGUGAAUGUAACAUUGUAUGGCAAGAUUUUUAUAUGAUGGUAAAGAAUCAAGGGGGUUUACAAAGUUCUGUGUUCCUAUCGGUCACGUGGUUGUCGUGAAUAGUCAUUGACCUUUGGAACGUUAUCGUUGGUUGAGGAAAGUCCGGAACAUUUGUUGGGGGAUAGGCAGAAAUUCCUGGUAGUGAGGUCGGACGUGUUCCAAUUUUAUUCGGUUAGUAUCCGCAAUAGUUUGCACGUGUCAAAAUUAAUCAUUUGCUGAAAAACAUUUGUUUGUGUUUUGAGAGUGUCGUGAAUUGAUAGUGACAGCAGAAGACAACAAACACAGCUGAUGGACAGAAGCAGUAGUUCGAGCAGCUGACCAAAGUAUGUGAAAUUCCUGUUCCUCAAAUUAAAGGACUGUAGUAGCUGUUCCUCAAAUUAAAGGACUGUAGUAGCAGUAUUGAAAUAUAAAGGGUAACGCCGCAAGUGCAGGAGUGUACAAUGAGGGUGACAAAUUCAUGAUAGUAACCGCAAGAGCUGCUGUGACUGCUAGAAGAGAGAUUGGAACACUGCCUCCAUGGACAGAAGUAGUGAACGAACAACUAGAUAGACUGAGCAUGUGAUGAAUGCUGCUAGAGCAGCCCAGAAAGUCUGCAGGCUAAAUGUGAAUGGUACCACGGUGUCAGGAGAAGGGGCAACAGAGGAAGAAGCAAGAGAGAAUGUCCUAAAAAAAGUUAAAGAAAUGGUCCGUCAUUCACCUGUUUCUCUAUCUGGUGAGAUGCUAUCAGUGGAUAUGAACUCAACUCACUUUGGAUCAGGAAGACCAACAAAUGUGAAUAUGGUUGGAAGACUCCAAGAGUUUUGUGUAGCUAAGCAUUGGCCUCUUCCUGUAUACAAUUUAGUAAACGCUCAAGGCCCUUCACAUAUGCCUCAUUUUCACAUGAUGUGCAGUGUCAGAGAUUUGGUGGCAGUGGGUAAUGGUAGAACCAAGCAAGAAGCAAAACACUCUGCUGCCAAGAAUCUUAUGGAUUUGAUUAGAGAAGCUGGGAACCCAGAUCGAGGAUCAGUCCCUGUGGGUCGAGUUCCUCCUCUGUGUGCACCAGCACUGGUAAGUCGUGAGGUGGACAUUGUAUACAGAGAGCGACGGAAGUUCCAGAGUCCACAUUUGCAGGCAGUGCCAGUCUUUGAAGACUACCGUGAAACUUCCCCUUUGCGUAGUCGGCCACUCCUUGCACUAAAAGGGAAAGAAGAUGGGGAUAGAUGCUCUUCUGCUGAACGGGUACCUCGUCCAAUAAGUGAAGUAACAGAAUGCAGUAGAGAGCCAAUACCAUUACCCUCUGUUGAAGACUACUUAUGUGGACGUUUCCAGGAUCAGUUGAAAGUUACUGGAUCAUCGAUGGUGGGGAUGAUGACAGAAUGCUCAAAGUUGUCGCUGCAUCAUUAUUUCACUCAACUUUCCACAGUAUCAGAUGUAACUGAGAAAAGAAGUCUGCAUUUCACUACGUAUAUUUUGUGAGGAUCGUGUCUGUCAGAGAUAUAAAUUCACUGUGAAGACAAGAAAUUGUUACACAGUUGACAUUUUCACAUUGUAGUGAACAGAGUUUAUAAUAUAUUUUGAUGUUAAUAUUCAGUAAAAAUUUUUUAGUUAAAUUGGAGCUGUUUUUCACAACUGAAGUUCGAAUUAUUUGCAUCUGAAAUAACUGUAAGAAGUGGAACAUCUUAUGUUGCAUAGGACUCUGAUAAAACUAAACAGUCAUCAAAACGUAAGUUAAGGAAGUUCUAAUAUUAAAGUGUGCAGCACGACAGUGCAAUGAGUUCUAGCAGUAGGACAGAAAUGUUAUGUAAAAAAUAUAUGCUUAUUAAAAACUUAUUGCCAGUUUGUUGGCUACAUUUUUAAUGCUUUAUGUGUGUUAUAUGCGUGAUUUUAGGCUUCCACAUUGUACUGAAUUAUAUUUUAAUGUAAAUAUUAAGGAAUAAAUUUUUAAUGAAACU
Schistocerca gregaria is the source of this 2054-nucleotide messenger RNA. RefSeq names its product double-stranded RNA-binding protein Staufen homolog. The record is from RefSeq and is a predicted model, not a curated record. Lineage: Eukaryota; Metazoa; Arthropoda; Insecta; Orthoptera; Acrididae. The coding region runs from base 685 to 1578 and encodes 297 amino acids. The transcript has 9 exons.